Durio zibethinus is the source of this 2485-nucleotide messenger RNA. RefSeq names its product putative glycosyltransferase At5g03795. The record is from RefSeq and is a predicted model, not a curated record. NCBI's taxonomy places the organism in Eukaryota, Viridiplantae, Streptophyta, Magnoliopsida, Malvales, Malvaceae. Gene Ontology annotation, molecular function: glycosyltransferase activity.
UGAUUGAAUGGGAUUGCUUGGCUUUACAUACAAUCAUGCAAUCAACUAAAUUAUACGGAUUUAAAUACUUGGGAAAUGGUCCCCUCAGUACAAUUGAAAGCAGUAAAAGACCUUUUGUGGUAUACAUGAGAUUAUCCUCUUUCCGGAAACAGUAAUAGGCUGAUCAUGAACAGUAAAAUUGCCUCGAGGAAACAAGAUAGAAAUAAUAAGGCAAAAAAGACAAGGUCAAUUGGCUUGCAUGGAGUUGCAACCAUUUUCUUUAGCCUGUUUGUUCUUGUUCCUAAAAUCCCAACUCUUAUUUGAACCGUGUGAAUAGACAGCAAACAUAUGCUCCAUUUUACAUAGGAUUUUGAGUUAAAUCUGAGGCAGGAGAGAUGGGGGUAGGGUUGAAGACUUGGUUUUCCACUACUUUUUCUUCGUCAUCAUCAUCAUCGAAAAUAUUAUUGUUUGUGGUGCCAUUGAUUCUGGUGACAGGUUUUGCUUCUCUUUUAGUUCUAAAAGGUUCCGGCUGGGUUUUUAUUUAUAGUCACCCUUUUUCAAAACCUAGUCUAGAUAUAGCAACUUCACAGGCAAAACAGAGGGAUGGCCUAGCGGAUUUACGUUUGGAGGUAUUGGCGGUGGAUGAUCACAGCAGAAAAGAAGCUUUGUCAAACGAGACUGCCAUUAACAACUCUGUUUCUUCACCAAUUUCAGCUGAGCCCCUGCAAGUUCAAGACUCUUUAAUCGAUGAUCACCCUUUGAAGCCAAGAAGACGAAGAUUUUGGACGAAUUUGGAUAGGUUGGAAGCUGGUCUCCAAAGAGCUCGAGUUGCCAUCAAAGAAGCUAUAAACGGGAGUCGAUUACAGGAUCCUGAUUACAGCCCCGACGGCCCCAUAUAUAGGAAUGCUAAAGUCUUUCACAGGAGCUACUUGGAAAUGGAGAAACAGUUCAAGAUCUUUGUCUACAACGAAGGGGAGCUUCCACUAUUUCACGACGGUCCUUGCAGGAUGUUAUACACUAUAGAAGGACAGUUUAUCAAUAAGAUGGAGAUGAAUAAAAAGUUCCGAGCCCUCAAUCCUGAAAAAGCCCAUGUGUUUUUCCUUCCUUACAGCAUAACAAGAAUGCGCCACUUUGUUAAUGAUUUGAAGUCCUUUGGGAGGAUCGUCUUAGACUAUGUAAACGUUAUUGCAGCAAAACACCCAUAUUGGAAUCGAAGCCUUGGCGCUGACCAUUUCAUGCUUGCUUGCCAUGACUGGGGGCCUCACACUAGUUUUUACGUACCAGAGCUAGUGAAAUUCUCCAUUCGUGCUCUAUGUAAUGCAAACACCUCCGAAAAGUUCAAUCCCUGGAAGGACGUAUCCGUUCCAGAAAUUAAUCUUAAAAACAAUAAGCUAGAGGGCUUGAUUGGGGGGCCAUCUCCAUCAAAGCGCUCAAUCUUGGCUUUCUUUGCAGGAGGGAAUCAUGGCCCUGUGAGACCAAUACUCUUUGAGCACUGGGGAAAAAAAGAUCCAGAUAUUCAAGUUCACGAUUAUCUUCCAGGUGGAGUGUCUUACUAUGAUUUAAUGAGACAGAGCAAAUAUUGCCUUUGCCCCAGUGGUUAUGAAGUUGCAAGCCCGAGGGUUGUGGAGUCCUUGUACAAUGGUUGCGUUCCAGUGCUGAUUUCAAAAAGUUAUGUGCCGCCAUUCAGUGAUGUUUUGAAUUGGAAGAUGUUUUCUGUGAUAGUUUCCCUGGAAGAUAUUCCAAAUCUGAAGAAAAUCUUGAUGAGUAUACCAGAAAGGAAGUAUAUAAGAAUGCAGAAGAGAGUUGUUAAAGUAAGAAGGCAUUUUGAGUUGAAUUCUCCACCGAAGAGGUUCGAUGUGUUCCAUAUGAUACUUCAUUCUAUUUGGAUAAGAAGAUUAAAUGUUAGAAUCAAUGAUGGUCUUGGAAAGAUUUCCAACUGAUGAAUCAGUUGGAACAUUUUAUCAUUUGAAGAGAAGUCCACCAAGUCAGCUGUAAUUAGGAAAUGUGUUACAUAAUUCAGGAACAAUAUUCUUUGGCAAUUUGAUGCAGAAGUGAAGUUAAAGCACAAUUGGAACAAAAUCAUACUAAUAAUUAUGUCAUGCCAGGAAGUACAAACUCUUGAAAUAAAAGUGGUGGAACGAAUAGCAUUUUUUUGUAAUUUAAGGAUAGAGAAGAAUGCAAAAGUUGCUGAUAUUGUUAAAAGUUUGGAUUUGGCAUAAUUGACCGGCUUAACAAAUAAUCUAAUAACUAUACAAGCAGCUAUUGUAGUGUUAUCACUCCGUCUAACAAUAAGGAUUUUGAUUCAAUUGAACAUUCGAAUAUUUAUACUUCCCAAUACUCAAAAACUUGUGCCGCUUAUUUCAAUGAGUGAUACUUUAAGUUCUAAACUUAAAUCAAGAAUUGUGCAGAAACUGGGGAGUUCAUUAGUUUAUCUUAUAGUUCGUUUGGGACCCUGAUUGAAUUGGAGAUCAUGCUUUCAAAUUGACCCUUACUCAAUUAGUUGUUG